Messenger RNA from Schistosoma spindalis, 1569 nucleotides. Lineage: Eukaryota; Metazoa; Platyhelminthes; Trematoda; Strigeidida; Schistosomatidae. The record is from the annotation of a GenBank genome assembly.
AUGAUAAUCUACAUUUUCUUCCUCGCUUUAUUGUGUGAAAAAGUGAGCUCAUGGCAUUCUGGAGAACUCCAAAUGUUUGAUUUAGUUGAAGAAGUCAAGGAUAACUUUUAUGAUUUUUUGGGGGUUACUCAAACUGCUGAUAUUUCUGAAAUAAAACGUGCUUAUCGAAAGUUAUCUUCUAAAUUUCAUCCAGACAAGAAUCCAGAUGAUCCUACUGCAGAACAGAAGUUCCGAAGGCUUGUAGGUAUUUACGAAGUCCUUAAGAAUUCGGAAUUACGUGCUAAAUAUGAUGAAGUGCUGAUAAAUGGUUUGCCCAGUUGGCGAACCCCAGUAUUUUACUUUAGGAAGCUCCGCAAAAUGUCUAACUAUGAACUGUUUGGAUUGUUCUUUGGAAUGGCUACCAUAAUUCAUUAUGCUGCACUUUGGGGCUCAGUUUUUGAAAAGCGGCUUACUUUGGAAGACCAACUUAGCACUUCUUUGAAACGUCACAAAGCUCGUGAUCGGAAGUUGGAACUAAUAAACCAAGAGAUAUCUGAUGAACUUCAAAAGAUUCCCGGUCCCGGAUGGUUUGAUUUGCUUCCGUUCGCUAUUGUCAGAUGGAUAUAUGCUAUCAUCACAUUUAUUCCAGUUUUCACUGAAUUUAUUAACGGAAAGAUUUCUGAGAAAUUACAAGAACGUCGUGAACUCAGGGAAGAAGUUCGAAUUCUUCAAGAAAAAAAAGAAAAGCUUAAGGCUGAUAAACAAGAACGCAAACGUCGCUUAGUACUUGAACAAACAAUCCUUAGAGAAGUUCUAAAAGAGGCUGGCCAAUCAACUUUGAAUUCAGUCCUUACAGACAUCCCUAAUAGUGAGAUUGAGAGUUCUGAUGAAGAUUCAAAAAGUCAAGCAAAAGAUCCUGUUUCUCGAGAAUGGUCAGAGGUGGAUAGAGACAAUUUAGUUCGUGCGAUAAUUCGAUAUCCAGGAGGUGUUCCUGGGAGAUGGGAACGUAUCGCAGAAUCUCUUGGUCGUAGUGUUCCUGAUGUUAUACGUAAAGCGAAAUCUAUGAGUAAAGAAUUAAUGUCUAUUUCUCAAAAAAAUAUAAAUCCUGAUGAAAUCCCAACUUUUGAAACAAAUGUAAAUAAUUUCUGUGGCGAAAGUAAUUCUGAACAAAGUAAUAAUCAAUCAGACGAAUCAGGUGAAGAACAACAUUCAAAGAAACGACUUCGUAAACGUUUAUUAAGACGAAAAGAACCAUACGUCGUCAGUCAAACAAAUGGAGAAACGCAACUGAAUGUGAAUAAUGAUAUAUCUUCAGACGUUGUCAUAGUUGAUGAACCAUAUAUUAGUCGAAAAAAACUUAAACAACAGAAAGAUGAAGCAACACUUAAAUCUACAGAAAUUAAACCUAUCAAAAGUAAUGAUGGAUGGACCAAAGUAGAACAACAACAGUUGGAAGUCGCUAUACGCUCUAUUGGUAAAGGGACACCUGAGCGGUGGGAUCGGAUCACAGAAUGUAUCCCAACAAGAACAAAGGCAGAAGUGAUGGCUCGUGUGAAGUAUCUCUCAACUCUUGUUCAACAAAAACACUGA